Scatophagus argus is the source of this 1161-nucleotide messenger RNA. It is a transcript of the gene lim2.1, whose product is annotated as lens intrinsic membrane protein 2.1. Gene Ontology annotation, cellular component: plasma membrane. Gene Ontology annotation, molecular function: structural constituent of eye lens. Lineage: Eukaryota; Metazoa; Chordata; Actinopteri; Scatophagidae. The record is from RefSeq and is a predicted model, not a curated record.
AUGGCAGAGGUGGAGGAUCCUCUCCAUCCCCCAUGUGACAUUGGGAUUGUUAUCGAUGGCGUUGAAGUCCUCAGUGAGUUGCCGUCGCUCACACAUGGUUGUGCCAUGUUAUUUGGCCUCAUCUAUGCUCUAAACCUGAGCUAUCCACUGUUUGGUUCAGACCUGGCAUUUCCUCGGAUCUUUGACUGGACCUAUGCUUAUUAUUAUGAAGCUCUGGAAUCCAGGCCUCCCAGGGACAGGAAGUGUCAGACUCAGGGGGGUGGCGUGCUGCUUGAAUGGGAGCGUUUGCUCUUGGAGUCGGAGUUCCUCGGUGCUGGGUUGAUCCCAGCUGGAGCAGCCGAACAGGAGUGGCAUUUCACUUCUUCUUCCCAUGGCCUCAGCAGAUGAGGUAGCAGUUUUCUGUUUUUCUUCUUGCUCACUUGGAAGGAGCAAAUGACCAGCAAGAACUCAAUUAGCAAUAUGUCCCUAUCUGCUGGGGGUCCGACUUGCUUCUUGAAAUCCUGCAUCAGAGAUCAAGCUGGCCUAAGUGAAGUGACAGCAAGUGAGAGAAAAGGGUGCAGGAUGUACAGCUUUAUGGGUGGAGGGUUGUUUUGUGCAGGCGUGGGGAACAUCCUCCUGAUCGUUUCCACAGCAACCGAUUACUGGAUGCAGUAUCGGCAGUCGGGCAACUACAUGCACCAGGGCCUGUGGCGCUACUGUAUGCCAGGGAAAUGUUUUCCACACAGUGACAGCAUUGCCCACUUGGAUGCCACCCGUGCCCUCAUGAUCCUCUCUCUUUUGCUCUGUUUCAUUGGCAUCAUCAUCGGCAUUAUGGCAUUCAUCCAUUACUCCUCCUUCGACAGGUUUGACAAAACCUUUGCCGCAGGCAUAUUGUUUUUCAUCUCAUGCUUUUUAGUGUUUCUAGCAAUGGCAGUGUACACUGGUGUGACUAUUAACUACUAUGGGAAACGCUAUGGUAACUGGAGGUUCUCCUGGUCCUAUAUCAUUGGCUGGGUGUCAGUGGUGCUCACCUUCUUUUCAGGUAUAUUCUAUUUGUGUGCCUAUCGGAUGCAUGAAUGCCCCAGGAGCACAAACUCUCAUUAGAAGACUUAAAAGUUCAUCGAGACAUAAACAGCGGAUUGUGACCACGAGCGCUGCGCCGAUGCCGUGGGUAGAUCCUCA